Molecule: messenger RNA, 339 nt
Organism: Dothidotthia symphoricarpi CBS 119687
Lineage: Eukaryota; Fungi; Ascomycota; Dothideomycetes; Pleosporales; Dothidotthiaceae
Exons: 2
Coding region: 1-339 (112 amino acids)
Source: RefSeq, a predicted model, not a curated record
AUGGCCGUCCCGCAAAAUCAACGUGGCGAAUCACAUCACAUGCCCUCCAGAAGCUUCCAGCCACAUCUACCCGUCCGCACAGCCACCAUGACUACAAAAACAACUUCAUUUCCCAAACGCAAACCAGAAAUCGAAACCAAUAUGCCCGUCCCAGUCCCCUCCUCCACGACGGCACAGUCGACAUCAACCAGCGCAACGACAACACAAGCACAAACGCAGGACGGGCAGCAUGUGGAGCGUGUGAAUGCGCACGAGAAGACGGAGGCAGAGAGGGAGGCGGAUAGGCUGUACGAGGAGCGCAUGGAGGACGAGUACGCGAAGCGGGAGGGAGGCGCAUAG